Molecule: messenger RNA, 1176 nt
Organism: Dacryopinax primogenitus
Lineage: Eukaryota; Fungi; Basidiomycota; Dacrymycetes; Dacrymycetales; Dacrymycetaceae
Exons: 1
Coding region: 310-1059 (249 amino acids)
Source: RefSeq, a predicted model, not a curated record
UUCUACAGUAUAGUUGCCCCGACUUGCACUGCAGAUAUACCCGUUGCUGAAUAGGUUGCUGAUCAAGGUAUUGCUGCAGCUGCUGCGACUCCCGCUUUGAGCCAGUGCUUCAAGUGUUUCAUCCCAUGUUUCCACAUCCAAACCUGGGUUGCCAGUCAGGUAUGCGGUGCGCCCAUUCUGAAACUGGGUACAUAUAUCCACUCGCAUGAAGCGCACAACGUCCAUCACCUUCUCUCAUCUCAUCCCUCGUCUGCUGGUCAGACAAGUACCCCUAAUUUUGAAGACACACAUCCCUCCCAAACCCACGACAUGAUGCCCAUUCCUCGUUCUCCGCUGGCGACCUCCGCUACCAAACUGUCGUCCCCUCGAUUCACCCGGACAAUUUCGACGGUUCGACCUAGCGUUCUGCAGCUCAGGUCACCUUCCGAUCCCGCGAUCAAGACUUACUACGGUCACCUGCCUUCUAUUCUUUCUCCCACACUGCUCAGCCCUCCACUUGCUUCUCCUCCCUCUCCAGCCUUCGCACUUGAGGUUCGGUCUCCCCGACUCGGGAGACACCCCGAUAUCUAUUCUUUAUCGCCACACACACCUUCGAUUGCUUCUCUAUUGUCGCCAGCAAGGUCCUGCUUGAAGGGCGACUCAACAAGGAACAUUCCGGACAUUGACUUAACAGCUGUUCCCGCAUCGCCAGAGAGGACAGUCACACAAGCCACUUUCCAGGCGGCAGAGAUGGAGCGCCGCGAACAACGCCCCCAAAUAAAACUUCAGACGGAGGGUUUCUUGCAAGCGCCUUUCAUGUCACCCACCACACCGCGCAGCGGACGCACCCCCCGAAGCACUCGCACACCAAAACACGUGGCCAUUAGCCCAAUCGUUUUGGUGGCAAACGAACCCAGCCCACCGAAUCCGAUGUCGGCUUUGACUCGCAAACUAGAAAAGCUGCAAGUACACCGGAUGGAGGCGGAUGAGGAGGCAGCAGGAGACAAGUACACACUGGGGAUGAGGAGAGGGACGCCGGUUACCACGCCGUGUGUGGAGCGCUUCGAGGAUGCAUUCUGAGCAAGUUUGGUAGUCGCAUUUCGACGCUGUGGAAACCGCAGUAGCUAUCUAUUCAAACAACACAUUCUCUACCGUAGUUUAACGUUACGUCUACUUCGUAUUGAUUUACGGUUCAAC